AUGUCUGAACAACUUGAAACAAAUCCACAGCUACGACCACGAAAUGUGCAAAGGGUGAAAUCUCUACCACAGGCCGAAAAAUGGCGAAGUAUAGUACUAGGUGAAAUCUCAAGCAAGUUAACAGAAAUCAAUGACCCUAGCGUCAACAAUUUACGGAUUCAGGAAUUAAACGACGACUUGAACAAACUCAUCAAAGAUAAGAGAACUUGGGAGUAUAGAAUAAAAGAGCUUGGAGGCAAUGAUUACCUUCGCUCGAAAGAUAUCACAAGCACGGGUCUUUGCAGUGAAGGAAUCUGGUACUUUGGAAGAGCAAAACUAUUGGUAGAUGAAAAGAAUGUCGACUUAAAUACAACAACAAACACUACCAAAGUGGAACAACGACUAAAGGGAAAACCACUGAAACAAGAGUUGUCCAUUAUGACUUCGAGAAGGAAAAGGUUAGAUGAUCAAUACUACGGUAAGAUGGAGACUAAAGAGCUUUUGGAAUAUGAGCAAAAUAGAAGCAAAGAAUUGGCCAUAGCCCGAACAAAACCACAUUUUAGUUUACUGGACUUGCCCACAAAUGAGCAAGUGAAGAAAUGGUUAGUUGAUAAAAAGAGAGAGCAGUUGAUGAAAAGAUUAGGUUUAUAG
Messenger RNA from Lodderomyces elongisporus, 630 nucleotides. It is a transcript of the gene ISY1, whose product is annotated as Isy1p. NCBI's taxonomy places the organism in Eukaryota, Fungi, Ascomycota, Pichiomycetes, Serinales, Debaryomycetaceae. The record is from RefSeq and is a predicted model, not a curated record. Gene Ontology annotation, biological process: generation of catalytic spliceosome for second transesterification step; mRNA 3'-splice site recognition. The coding region runs from base 1 to 630 and encodes 209 amino acids. The transcript has a single exon. Gene Ontology annotation, cellular component: post-mRNA release spliceosomal complex; catalytic step 2 spliceosome; Prp19 complex.